AUGAUAGAGUGUUUUGAUGAAAUCACAGAAAUCGAAUCUAGCCUAUUUUAUCCCUCUGAUAAAAAAGAUUUUAUAGAUUCUGAUGGCAGUAGGGUGAUAUUCAUUGAUUUAUUAAGUCUAUCAAGCCAGGAAGAAGAUGUGAGACUCACAUAGGUACCGAGUAUAGAAAAAGUCCCUUUAGAAUUUGAUGAGGAGUCACUUACUACCCAUUUUAUAGCGAAAAAGGCGGAUAAGAAAAAAAAAUUUUAAAAAAAUAUAUAUGUUUUAUUUGCAGUUAAAUUAGAAUGAGUUAAAGAAUUUAGUCGAUCUUCAUAUUGCAGUGAUAUCACAUUAAAUCCGCAGAUUUAUGAUAUUUUAUGAGACUAUGAUGCUGGAAAAACUAAGAUUGAGCAACCAAAUUCAAGAGACACAAAAAUUAUUAUUCCAAGGGCACUUUUGACCCGAACAGUAAAAAGGGAAAUCGGGACAUUGACGUAUAGAGAACGGCAAGAAAAAAUAAAAAAAUACAUUGAAAAAAGACGUAAAAGGUCAUGAAAUAAAAAAAUUGCUUAUGACUGCAGAAAAAAGGUAGCCGAUAAUAGGCUCAGGGUAAAGGGAAGAUUUGUGGCAAAAGAUAAAGCGAGUGGUUAUUUACAUUUUGAGAACAGUCUUUUUAAAAAAUAA
Molecule: messenger RNA, 663 nt
Organism: Blepharisma stoltei
Lineage: Eukaryota; Ciliophora; Heterotrichea; Heterotrichida; Blepharismidae
Source: the annotation of a GenBank genome assembly